Saccharomyces eubayanus is the source of this 825-nucleotide messenger RNA. It is a transcript of the gene MET8, whose product is annotated as bifunctional precorrin-2 dehydrogenase/sirohydrochlorin ferrochelatase MET8. The record is from RefSeq and is a predicted model, not a curated record. Lineage: Eukaryota; Fungi; Ascomycota; Saccharomycetes; Saccharomycetales; Saccharomycetaceae. Gene Ontology annotation, molecular function: protoporphyrin ferrochelatase activity; precorrin-2 dehydrogenase activity. Gene Ontology annotation, biological process: siroheme biosynthetic process. Bases 1 to 825 code for a protein of 274 amino acids. The transcript has a single exon.
AUGGUAAAAUCGUUGCAAUUAGCGCACCAGUUAAAGGACAAGAGAAUACUUUUAAUCGGCGGUGGAGAGGUCGGCUUGACAAGAUUAUACAAGCUAAUACCCACAGGUUGCAAGCUGACUUUAGUUUCUCCUACCUUACAUAAAGCCAUCGUUCCGAAGUUCGGGAAAUUCAUCGACAGGGAGAACCAUCCCGAAUACAGAGAAACCGCCAAACGCAUCGUCAAUUCCAACUGGGAUUUUUCCAAGAACGAAAUUUACGAGUAUAUUCACGACGAAUUCAAAGAUGAAUACCUCGACCUAGAGGACCAUGACGACGCGUGGUACAUAAUUAUGACCUGCAUACCGGACCACCCGGAAAGUGCAAGAAUAUACAACCUCUGCAAAGAAAGGUUCGGCAACCAGCAGCUAGUAAACGUGGCAGACAAGCCAGAGCUAUGUGACUUCUACUUCGGCGCCAACCUGGAGAUAGGCGACCGUCUGCAGAUUCUCAUCUCGACCAACGGACUUUCCCCACGCUUCGGCGCCCUGGUAAGAGACGAGAUCAGCAACUUGUUCUCACAGAUGGGAGACCUAGCGCUAGAAGAUGCCGUGGUAAAGCUUGGCGAACUGAGAAGAGGCAUCAGGCUCCUAGCGCCAAACGACAAGGACGUCAAGUACCGUAUGGACUGGGCCAAACGCUGCACGGACCUCUUCGGAAUCCAGCACUGCCACGAAAUCGACGUCCAGCGCUUGCUAGGCCUCUUCAAGACCAUGCUUCAAGAACAGCACCGCUCGCUGCAGUUCCCUCCCAGAGAUCAGAUGCUCAGCUAUUACUGCUCGUCCUGA